This is a messenger RNA of Saccostrea cuccullata (small rock oyster), 1194 nucleotides long. RefSeq lists its product as uncharacterized. The transcript has 4 exons. The record is from RefSeq and is a predicted model, not a curated record. The coding region runs from base 109 to 1194 and encodes 361 amino acids. NCBI's taxonomy places the organism in Eukaryota, Metazoa, Mollusca, Bivalvia, Ostreida, Ostreidae.
UGAUGGACUGUUAUUUAACUGUACAUUACAGGUGUUUGGAGCCAGGACCCACUAGUAUGAUUGACUGAGGAUUAGUAUGACUGUGUGAUACCUGUGUUUCUAGGGAGGAUGAAUGAGGCUGCAGAGAUCACAGUCAUAGUUCUUAAUGCCAAAGGUUUGCAGAGCAAGAGACCAGGAAAAUGUAAAUUCUCAGUAAUAUUUGGAGUGGGUUCAAAAAAGUAUAGAACAGCUGUAGUCAAAGACCCAGAGGGAAACCCGGAGUGGAGUGAGGAGUCUACAAUUCAAGUGUCAAAUCCCUUGGACCAGGUUUUCUUCAUUGUGACAGAGAAGGACGAUGUUCUGGGUCAGGUUCAUGUUCCAAUCACCAGUCUCCCGGGACCCCCAGGACACACCACCCUAGUGUCCCUUCAACCCCACAAAAAGUGCCCCAACCCCAAGGGCGAGCUGACAUAUCGGUGCUACGUUUCCCAGUACAGACAGGCCCAUGCUCCUGUCAUUAAAACAGGAAGUCCUAACAGGUUCCAGUCGAAUUCAGCAACUCUCAACUUCAAAAAAAGAUUCAGCCUUGCCAAUUCACCUGUCAUUAACCUGAAGAACAAAAAAGACAGCAAGCAAAGUGGUGGAUCCAAGUUAUCUACACUUAACAAAAAAUUCUCACGAUCAAUACAGGAUAUUUUUAGUUUUGGAAAGGCUCAUAGUGAUGAAGAAAACGAGAAACCCUUUAAACCAAGAGCACUUACUCACAUGAGUAUAGGGACAGGGAUGGAGUCUGCUGGCAGGUGCCCUGUAAUCACCUCAGUAACUCCAUCAUGUGGGUUGAUUGAGGGAGGCACCAAAGUGACAAUAGAGGGGAAAUACUUGGGACUUAGCAAAGCUGACAUAUUAGAUCUGAACAUAUGUGAGUGUGAGUGUGUAGAUUCUGUGAUAUGGGAAUCAUCCAAUAGGAUUUAUUGUACCACCAAGCCUUCUCUGGCGGGACUGGGAGAUGUUGAGAUUGAGACAGAGUCUGGAGGUAUUGGGUGCCUCAGACAGGCCUAUGAGUAUGUGGAGGAGCUGCCCUCGGGAGAGGAGCCAGUAUUUGAGGAGGAGGAGGAAGUGGACGGCAGGAGGUCGGCCAGUUUCACGAUCGGGACCUUUAGUGCCUCCUCAUCUCCACAGACGCCCAAAAAAACUGUACAGGUGAGAUAUCAGUGA